AUGGCAAAUUUAGAUGUAAUAAUGGAUCCUUUAGAAUUUGAACGUUAUACGAAAGAUGGCUAUUUCACUAUACGUAGAUCAGAUAAAGCGUGGUCUGGUGUAUGGAGUGACAUGAUAAUUGAGCAGACAUUAAAUAGGUUUUUCGGUACAGAUUUAAAGCAUGGUCGAGGUGUCACUCCUGGCGUUGUUGCACGUUAUUUAUUUGCCAUGCCGUCAGCGUUUAAUGUAAUGGAGUGUUUGGAAAAUUACUGUGCAAUGAAAUCGAAUAAUAGUGAACAGCAUGUUGAUCUUUCUAAGAGUCGAAUGAAGAGAGAUAACAAUGACAUAUACGAAUUUGUAACCUGGCUGCAAAAUCAUAAUCCUUUCAAUCAUCUACAUGUUUUGGUAUCGCUUUCUACAGGAAUAAUUGGUGGACCAAAUAUAGAUUGUCAUAAGGCUAUUGAAAAAGGACUGCAAGGAAUGGAAGAUAUGGUUGGGAAAAAUGCUGACAAUAUUACAAUGUUAAAAAUAUAUAAAGUUAACAAUUUAGCAAGUGCCGCAAUUGGAAUACAUCUGGAUUACAACCAUGAAGUAUCUACUAUUGAUAUUUACUUAUUAUUUCAAAGAAUUUGUGUCAUUUUCAAUGGAGACGCUGAAAAAACACGCGAAGCUUUUUCUUAUGAGCUUACGCCAUAUCCGCUAAGCUUAUUCAACGAAAAGGGACAAAUGAGAAAAACGCAGAAAUCAAAACUUUAUCCGUUAUUUAAAACUUCGAAUAGGUUGCUAGCGCUGCAAACAUCAGAUAUAUAUGUCAUAGACGGAGGCUGGUUAUUGCAUGCUGUAGUUUGGCCCCACAGCCAGAAAUUCAAAGAAGUUUUUAAAUUAUAUUUAUCAUAUAUCAUUAAACAUUUUGGUAGACGUGUUACUGUUGUUUUUGAUGGAUAUAACAACGAAUAUAUCGGAGUAAAAUCAUAUGAAAGAUAUUGUCGGAGAGAGAAAAACGUCGCAGCCGAUAUCGAUAUCUCUGAAGAUAAAAUGGUAACAAUGAAUCAGACAAAAUUUCUUUCAAACAUUAGUAAUAAACUAAAUUUUGUGGAUUUACUAUCAAAAUAUUUAGAGGAAAAUAACAUUCAUACAAAAAUUUCAGAAGAAGAUGCAGACACUGUAAUUAUUCGUACGGCCAUAGAAUUAAAAGAUAGUAAUGAAAGUUUCGUUUCAGUGGUCGGCAAUGAUAUAGAUUUGUUAAUUUUACUAAUUACACACUGCAUCGGUGGAAAUAAAAUAUAUUUUUAUAAAAUGUCACCGAACAAGAAAAAUGAAUUAUAUUCAAGCAGAGAUCAUAAAUAAAUAUCAUAGAAAAAUACAUUUUAUUUGCUCAUGCGUUUGCUGGAUGUGAUUCAACAAGUGCUAUAUAUAAUAAAGGUAAAAAAAGUAUUAUAACAUUAUUAGAAAAAAAUGAAGACUUGCAACAAUUAAUAUCCAUAUUUUAUAAGCCAUUACAAAAUGUCGACGAUAUAUAUAGAGUUGCUGAAAAACUUAUGAUAAUAAUGUAUGGUGCAGAUGACCAAAAACUGACUCUACAUGAAUUAAGAUAUAAAAUAUUUUGCACAUCUACAGCAAUUGCAAAAAAAGAAUUAUCUUUAUCGUGUUUACCGCCUACCGAUUCGGUAUUAAGAGAGCAUGCUAAAAGAGUAUAUUACCAAAUGCAGAUUUGGCUUGGAUUCGAUUUAGAUCCAGUAUUAUGGGGAUGGAAGAGAACGAGUAAUAUGCUACUACCUAUUAUGAAUCCUAAACCAGUUGCACCAGUCGAAUUACUGGAGAUGAUAUUUUGUGGAUGUAAAACAAAUUGUAACACAUCCCGAUGUUCGUGCAAAAAGGCUGGCAUAAAAUGUAGUUACAGUUGUAAAAAUUGCAAUGGCCAAAGCCGUGAAAAUGCUUCAAAUUCGCAUAAGGUCAUACUUGAGAGUGAUACAGAAGAGCGACAAGAUGAUAUAGAUGAUAUAGAAGAUAAUGAAAAUAUGUGGAAUGAUGAAAUAAAUGAUUUACAAGAAGAUGUUGAUGAAUCACAAACUGAAAAUUAAAAAAUUUUGCUGAAAAAUUUUGUCAAUUCUAUUUACUAGAAUAAUAUAACCAUUUUAUUAUAUAUUAAAUUUUUACAAUAAUCAUAUUUAUUUAUAUUUUGACCGUUUUAUCCUUGUAUUAUUGAUGUUGCUUCAUAAUAACAUUAAAAAAUGCUAUCGUAAAUUUUUCAACAAUAAUUUACUUACAGGUAAAAAAAACACAAAUUCAAAUAAUAAUUUGUUCGAUACUCGUGUCGUAUGUUCACUUUCCAGCACGGCGUAAGCAUCCUCGCUACGCUCGGGCGCUUAACCCCGCCGUGCCAGAAUGUGCCUCAUCGCCUUGUAUCGUAAUGUACUAUGGGUAACUCAAACUAAAGAAAUCGCUGCCGCGCAUACAAAAGUUAUAUGAAAUAUGACUAUUUCAUUUUUUCAGCGUCAUUGGUGCAACGAUUAAAUCAAAUUUGGGAUGCAAGGUAAUGUAAUUUUUCCGCUCAUUGGAUAGCUAUAUUGUUGAGAACAUUUAUUACUUAUUUAAUUCAUAAUUAACUAUACAUACUUGAUAAUUAUAUAGCUAAUUUCGAUAAUAUUAAUAAAAAGUUCAUACAAUAAGUUUUCCGGGUGUCGCCGCGAAAUCAAAAAUCAUAUUUUCGCAUGACGCAUUCAAACGCGGCUCGGUUCCCGCCGUCCCACCGCUGCGCGCGGAGAGAGCGGCGGCGGCCAUGUCGUCUGCUCACUCCCCUCCCCUGCCUCUACACCAAGCAAAUUUCUUUUUCAUUAAUUAUCUCGGAACUUUGCGCUCAUCGGAUUCGAUUAAAAAAUCGUUUUCAAUGCAAAAUUUAACGCUCUUUCCAUUGAUACCAGCCAUUUUCUCAUAGGUCAAGCCGAUCUCGAGAUAUGAGCAAAAAUAACUUUUGCAUGCUGUUUUCGCAUAGAACCCCUCAUUCUAGGAAGCUGCAAAUUUCAGAAUCGGCUUUUCCGACCCCGAUUUACCAAAUAUCCAAAAUGCAGCCAUUUCUACCGCAGGGCGAUUUCACAGCUAAUUUUACUGGACUAUUAGGUACCUAUAGGUAAUGAGUAUCUAUGGCGUGUAUCAAGAGGAUUUAUAGCAUUUACUCUCGAACCGUAAACUCGGUUGCUCGGUUUAGUCGUGAAAAUAUAAUAAUAGUAACUACCAUAAAUAUUGAAUUAAAAACUUUUUAUCAGUUCGUUAUUUGAUACACUGAUACCUACGUUACUUUAAUUAUUAAGGUUUGAAUAGAAUUGUGUCAUUGUUUUUCUUGAAAACAAAAGAAUUCUGCCGGAAAACAAGGUCAAGAAGAAUGGCGUCGACAUCAAAACAGUAGGAUCCCAAUAGUAAGUUAAUAAAUCAGUGUUAUAAAGCAAUGUGUUUUUUAAUGGUUUAAGAAAAAAAAAACGUUAAUCCUGUAUAGACUGUAAUAAUGUGACAAGAGUACCACGUAGUGGACGAAUCUGUAAGAAGUCAUCCAAGUUGAUACAUUUUGACUCUGAUAUUAAAGUGAAUAAACUCAAAAAAACUAAGAUUUCAAAGUUUCAGGAAAAAUCAAAAAAAUCUAAAACAACAACAGAAAAUAUGAAUGCACAAUAUCAGACAGAGAUUUCCAAUGAAGUUUUAUGUUAUGAAUCUAACUCAAUGAAAAGCAAAUCAAGUAUGAAUGAUGUGCAACUAAAUAAUUUUGAAACAGAUUCCUCUUUAACAGUCACUAAUAAUGAAUUACUUACUCCUGAUUAUACAAGUUAUGAUGAGGACAGUACAGAAUCCGAUGAAAAAUUUUUAAUACCCAAACAUGAUUUACCACUACAGCAGCAGAGUACAGAAAACUAUUCUAAUACAUUGAUUGAAACUAAAACUAAUGUAUUCCCCGAGAAUUGUGCAUAUACUGGAUAUAGGCUCUGGUCAAGUGAAAUGAAAUUAGAAAUUUUAAAAAAAUAUCCUCAUAUGGAUGUUACAAUUAUGACCAUAAGAUUAGGUGAGAUGUGGACGCAAAUGUCCGUUCAAAAUAGAAAUAAUUGGCAUGAGCGAGCACAGCGUUUAACAGAAAAAGCUGAUUCUUUCAGAAAGCUUUGUGUUAUGGGUAAUGAAAAAAGAUUGGCUUGCUUCAUGUAAUAAUGAUAUUGGAACUACAGAAUAUGAAGGAAAAUCAUUUAUUAUUGAAGAAGCAUCAAGACCUUUCAAAUUACAAGCUAUUGAUAUUGCUGCCCAUCUCAGUUUACUAGGAGAAAGUCUUAUACUAAUUGGUACUAAAAUUAAACAACACGAUAAACCAGUAUCAAAAUCAGAUUACACAACUGUUUUAAUGGACUCUCUUUUGUGUACAAUGGCUAGUUUGCUUUGUCUUACUCAACAUAUUCCAUUUCUAAAAAUUGGCAAUCCAGACAUAUUUUUGAAAACAUUAGAUAAUAUUGCUUAUAUCAUGCCUGGUUUGUAAAAAGAAAAGUACAAAUCAUUCAUUAUUCAAACGAUUUUACUAAAGUAUAAUUAUUUAAAUUUCGUCUCAUUAUAAAUUUUAUGCCAUAGAAAUUACACUUGUAUUGAAUACUAUAAACAUGUUUUCAUGAAACGAGAUUAAAAGAGAGUUUAUUGCAUUGUUUGUAUUGUAGUAGCCAUAAGGAUUAAAAAACAAGUAAAAGAUUUGUUUGUGAUGUAUUCAACAUUUUUGUCAAGAGAAACAAGUUUUAGAAAAA
This is a messenger RNA of Nasonia vitripennis (jewel wasp), 4742 nucleotides long. RefSeq names its product HMG box-containing protein 4-like. The transcript has 5 exons. The coding region runs from base 3631 to 4164 and encodes 177 amino acids. NCBI's taxonomy places the organism in Eukaryota, Metazoa, Arthropoda, Insecta, Hymenoptera, Pteromalidae. The record is from RefSeq and is a predicted model, not a curated record.